This is a messenger RNA of Cottoperca gobio, 888 nucleotides long. Its product is annotated as neurexophilin-2-like. The record is from RefSeq and is a predicted model, not a curated record. Gene Ontology annotation, molecular function: signaling receptor binding. The transcript has 2 exons. NCBI's taxonomy places the organism in Eukaryota, Metazoa, Chordata, Actinopteri, Perciformes, Bovichtidae. The coding region runs from base 1 to 888 and encodes 295 amino acids.
AUGAGGGCGCUGUGUUUAAACUUUGCCAUCACCUGUCUGUGGCUUCUCCCUACAUCGGUCCAAGAUACAGCCACGCCCGUGGACUUUCAGAGCCACCAAUGGAGAGAGGAGGAAGGAGAAACAGGAGACGCUGUGGGAGCUGCUUUGAAAGUCAAAGAUUUACAGAUCAUUUCCACCAAACAAAAAACACCUGCUUACGGCUCUCUGGGCCCGUACGGAUGGCCUCAGAACUUCUCCCAAGCCCUAGAUCAGUAUCUGUACCGCCCUCCUCUUAAAUCCAAACCUCUCCCAAAAACUUCCACAAAGGCCAAGAAGAUCCUGGGCUGGGGCGAUUUUUACUUCAACGUGAAAACAGUGAAGUUCAGCCUCCUGGUGACGGGGAAAAUUGUGGACCACAUCAACGGCACGUUCAGCGUCUACUUCCGCCACAACUCUUCCCGUCUGGGGAACAUAUCCGUCAGCAUCGUCCCGCCCUCCAAAGCUGUUGGAUGGGAGGUUUUGGCUCCAGCAGCUGAGGGUGUUCACACUAAAAACUCAGUCCUGGUUCCAGAUCUGACGUCCCAGUCCCAGAGCCCGCCUCAGUCCACCAGCUCUACUCCUGCAGAGCCGCAGAAGCAGCAGCAGGACGUGAUGAUGGUGACCGAACUCAACUGCAGGAUCGAGUACCAGAGAACCAACCGGUCCAAGAAGACCAAGCCCUGUCUGUACGACCCGGGGCAAACCUGCUACUCAGAAAACACACAGUCCCAGGCAGCCUGGAUCUGCGCCAAACCCUUUAAGGUUAUAUGCAUCUUCAUCGCCUUCACCGGCACCGAUUACAGGCUGGUGCAGAAAGUUUGUCCAGACCACAACUUUCAGACAGAGCAGAACCAGCAGCACUUCGGAUGA